This is a messenger RNA of Anopheles funestus (African malaria mosquito), 1618 nucleotides long. RefSeq lists its product as uncharacterized. The record is from RefSeq and is a predicted model, not a curated record. The transcript is spliced from 2 exons. NCBI's taxonomy places the organism in Eukaryota, Metazoa, Arthropoda, Insecta, Diptera, Culicidae. The coding region runs from base 259 to 1236 and encodes 325 amino acids.
CAAUGUUUUCAAGCUAUCAGCUGUCAGUAGAUCGUAAACAAUAGAACCAUAAAGCACAUUUGUUUACAUUUGCCGAUGUGUGUGUCGACGGAGGUGUAAAUAUAGCUUUAGCAUCUGUCAUUUUUAUUUACAUAUUGUCGAAGCGACGCCAGAGAAAUUGAACCGCUCUAAACUGAUUUUAACAAGGCCUCUAUCAUUUAAACAACAGUUCUAGAUUGAACGUUCAGGUUAAUAAUUCUAACAAACGUGUGUGAUAACAUGUAUCCUUCCAAACGGCCCUUAAAAACCUAUACAAACAAGCUGCUUAGAAAGGUAGGCGGCCAGCGUGAUGAACAACACAACAACAAUGCCGAAGUAGAGCCAACAAUUAAAUAUGAAAUUUUUGUAGAAGAUUCGGAAGAUGAACAGGAACAAGGUACCUUGGCAACAAAUAAUGAAUCGCACUACACUGGAUUAACGAUGACUUGUUCCGACAUUGAAGACUCGUACGAAGCUUCUCUCGAUGGUUGUUCUGAAUCCCAGUCAAGCUACAGCAAAGAUCGUGAACAAUCGACGGAAAUGACGGAUGUAACAAGAGCAAAGAACGCAAUCCCCUCUAAAGAACCGUCAAUUGCCAAAGUCCUGGACAUCUUGACUACGGUAUCAGAGCAUAUUAAGGACAUGCAGGGUAAAACCGAAGCCAUCCAAAAAGAAGUGGCCAGCAUUUCGAAUCGAUUGGCGCUGGUCGAGAAAAAAGUGGGCAUUUCAUUAGCAACGAUGGAACAAGUGAAAGAUGUGAUAAUUACAAGCGAUGCAACUUUAGGCAACGAUGCCAGCAUAUCAACUGAGCCCCGUUUUGAAUUAAAACCAAUAACCAACGAAACGGAACUGAUGGAGUUUGAUUCCAAGCUUGGCGACGAUGGAGAAUAUUAUUCUAAUGUUAAAAAGUGGCUUAUAAUGCAAAUAACACUUUUAAACGUUGAAGAUCCAGAUAAUCGGAUGCAUAUAGCGAUGGAUUUGGUUUUCGACCGAACAUUUAUGCCUCUAUGCAGUUGGGCUGGUCGAUCGAAAAUACCUUUAAGAGAACGAAGGAACAUAUUGAAAUUGUUUGCUGAUAUCGGUAGCAAUGAGUAUUAUACCGUCAAUGAAUUAUUCGUGCAAAAGUUUUUCUUGAAAAAGUUGCCCUAUGCCAAACAUAGGAUUAACAUGAAAAAUAGUAAAAGUUCAUGCCAUAAGCGAAAAUCCACAUAUUCGUAAUUACUCGUUUGUUUGCGAUGAGAAUGUACAUAAAAAUAAGAAUAUGCAAUGUACAAACUUUAAUUAUGCACGCAAGCAUAGACAAUAGAUUUAUGAAAAAGUUCAGCAAUACCAUGAAUCGCUUCAGUGAACGAAAGAAACAAAUACGGAUAGCGCGAAGGUCCAGUCUAGUCUACUCCAUGGAGAAAACUAUGAAACUAGUGUCGCCGAUCUCAUACGAUACGACCGCUAUAAUUUCCCAUUCUGCAGUGGUAAAAUUAAGAAGCGUAAAGAAUCCUGGGAGAAUCCGCAUCACGUGGAAAAGUAAAAAUCUAUCGAAUGGAGCGAUAACCACAUGGAAAAGAGAAAGGACAAUUUCAAAUUACAGGAUGUCACCGUGUAG